This is a messenger RNA of Chanos chanos (milkfish), 1050 nucleotides long. It is a transcript of the gene prph2la, whose product is annotated as peripherin 2-like a. Gene Ontology annotation, biological process: visual perception. NCBI's taxonomy places the organism in Eukaryota, Metazoa, Chordata, Actinopteri, Gonorynchiformes, Chanidae. The transcript has 3 exons. The coding region runs from base 1 to 1050 and encodes 349 amino acids. Gene Ontology annotation, cellular component: plasma membrane. The record is from RefSeq and is a predicted model, not a curated record.
AUGGCAGUGCUGAGAGUGAAGUUCACUCGAACUAGAAGAGACAAAUUAGCCCAGGUACUUUGGGUAUUGAACUGGGUUUCGGUGGUGAUGGGCAUCAUUCUCUUCAGCCUGGGCCUGUUUCUCAAAGUGGAAAUAAACAAACGGCGCGAUCUGAUGGCAGAUCGUGAACUCCACAUCGUACCGCACAUGCUAAUUGCGGUUGGACUAAUCGCUUGCGGAAUAAAUUUUCUCGGAGGCAAGAUUUGCUAUGACUGCGCGGACACCACCAAAUUUUUACGUUGGAAGCUAUUAAUGCUCCCUUACAUAAUCUGUACAUUCUUUUUCACAUUGUGUGUGCUGGUGGGAGCGCUGAUGUGCUACGGCAUGCGUGGCGACCUGGAGGAGUCACUAGCUUUGGGUUUGCGUGAUGCCAUGUUGUAUUACAAAGACACAGAUACGCCGGGACGCUGUUUCCUAAAACGCACAGUGGACCUGCUGCAAAUUGAAUUCCAGUGCUGUGGCAACGAAGGUCACAGAGACUGGUUCCAGAUCCAGUGGAUAAGCAGCCGCUAUCUGGACAUGUCAAGUAGGGAAGUUUUGGACCGUAUUCGGAGCAACGUCGAGGGAAAGUACCUCAUAGAUGGCGUGCCCUUCAGCUGCUGUAACGUCAACUCUCCUCGGCCCUGCAUCCAGCAGCAGAUUACCAACAACUCAGCACACUUUAACUACGACUACCCGACCGAGGAACUAAAUCUAUGGAAAAGGGGUUGUCGCCAGGCACUGCUGGACUACUAUAUCCACAUCAUGCAUUCAAUUGGUUUAACUGUCCUCCUUAUCUGGCUCUUUGAGUUGUCAGUGCUCACAGGCGUACGUUACCUACAGACAUCCUUGGAGAAUGUGCUACGACAAGGAGACCCUGAAUCUGAGUCGGAUGGCUGGUUGCUGGAAAACAGCUUUGUGGAAACUGCUCGUUCUAACUUCAACAUCAUUAAGAACCUGGGCAAAUGCAACCAGAUUGACACGACUAACAAUGGAGACCCCAACAUUGACCGGCCUUGCACGGCACACUAA